GGUUUUAUAAAGAAAUUGAUAGGUCAGACACUUUGCAGUCGGAACCAGGAGGAUAUAUACGAGCAAGCAGGCAAGUCUCCAGAGGACCAGCAGACCUGAACACAUCCAUUGUGAUUACUGCUCAUCCAUUAGUCAUGAGGGUGGUCGACAUUGGACCGGAUCCAUCCCUGGCAUAUCGGCCAAACUUAGAAAACUCCAAGGAGAAAGAAGAAUACAGAAACUUUGUGGAUGGAAGUCUCUUCAACAGAGUCUUUAAAACAUACAGUGUGAUGCACACCAACCAGACGGUGGACUUCGUCCAGCAAAAGCACGCUGAAUGGACCCACUGCAACCACUCUCAGAUGGGAAUGAUGGACGCCAUCAUGUCUCUGGACCAGCUGGUGGACGAGUCUGAUCCAGACGUCGACUUUCCCAACUCCUUCCACGCCUUCCAGACUGCUGAGGGCAUCCGCAAAGAACACCCAGACAAAGACUGGUUCCAGCUAGUGGGGCUGAUCCAUGAUGUUGGGAAAAUCUUGGCCCUGUGGGAUGAGCCACAGUGGGCUGUAGUAGGAGACACAUUCCCUGUGGGUUGCAAGUUUCAAAACUCCAUAGUGUUCAGAGACAACACCUUCCAGGACAACCCAGAUGAGAAAAACCCAAAAUACAAGACUGAAUACGGGAUCUAUGAACCCAACUGUGGCCUUGACAAAGUGCUGAUGUCCUGGGGCCAUGAUGAGUAUCUCUACAGAGUCACAAAGUUCAACAACUGCUCCAUCCCAGAGGAGGGGCUGUACAUGAUUCGAUUCCAUUCCUUUUACCCCUGGCACUCUCACGGAGAUUACACCCACCUGUGCAACGACAAAGACCUGCAGAUGCUGCCCUGGGUCAAAGAAUUCAACAAAUUCGAUCUGUACACAAAAACCACAGAUUUACCCAACGUAGACGAGCUGAGGCCUUACUACCAGUCUCUGAUCGAUAAAUACUGUCCCAGAGUGCUGCAGUGGUGAACCAGCAGCAGCGACAUCAAAAAUCAGCUACAUGACUAAAAUGUAAA
Messenger RNA from Xiphophorus hellerii (green swordtail), 1036 nucleotides. It is a transcript of the gene miox, whose product is annotated as myo-inositol oxygenase. Gene Ontology annotation, cellular component: cytoplasm. Gene Ontology annotation, biological process: inositol catabolic process. Gene Ontology annotation, molecular function: iron ion binding; inositol oxygenase activity. The record is from RefSeq and is a predicted model, not a curated record. Lineage: Eukaryota; Metazoa; Chordata; Actinopteri; Cyprinodontiformes; Poeciliidae. Bases 135 to 989 code for a protein of 284 amino acids. The transcript is spliced from 10 exons.